Molecule: messenger RNA, 957 nt
Organism: Trematomus bernacchii (emerald rockcod)
Lineage: Eukaryota; Metazoa; Chordata; Actinopteri; Perciformes; Nototheniidae
Product: glucagon-1-like
Exons: 6
Coding region: 249-773 (174 amino acids)
Biological process (GO): response to starvation
Cellular component (GO): extracellular region
Molecular function (GO): glucagon receptor binding; hormone activity
Source: RefSeq, a predicted model, not a curated record
CGCAUGGAUAGCACCUUUCCUUUCGGGACAAAUGCUCGGCUUGUUGAUUCGGCCGAUGUGUCUAAUGGGUUGAGAGUAACAGGUUGACCUGCCAGAGUGGUUAAACUAUCCCACCUGAGCAGACAAAUCAUCCUCCUUCUAUUACAGUAUAUAAGAACAGAAUGUAAGAGAGUAGGGUUAGAGUCAGACAAGCAGAGGAACUAACGGCACCGUUCUUGUGAAGGAAAGAAGAAGAAAAGGUUAGAACCAUGAGAAGCUUCCUAGCUGGUAUCCUUCUGGUUGUGGGGUUUGUUCAGAGCAGCUGGCAGGUUCCUCUGCAGGAGGCGGGUGACAGCUCAAGCUUUGAGGCAGACAACACAUCAGUGGAUGAGCUGUCCAACAUGAAGAGACAUUCGGAGGGAACCUUCUCAAACGACUACAGCAAAUACCUGGAGGACCGGAAGGCUCAGGACUUUGUCCAGUGGCUGAUGAACAACAAGAGGAGCGGUGCUGAAGAAAAGCGCCACGCUGAUGGGACCUUCACCAGCGACGUGAGCUCGUACCUCAAGGACCAGCUAAUCAAAGACUUUGUUGCCAGGCUCAAGGCUGGACAAGUCAGAAGAGCAUCUGAAAUGGACAGGCGGGGGGAGGCGCUCAGCAGGAGGCAUGUAGAUGGAAGCUUCACCAGUGACGUGAACAAGGUGCUGGACUCCUUGGCUGCAAAGGAAUAUUUACUCUGGGUCAUGACCUCCAAACCUUCAGGGGAGAGUAAGAAAAGACAAGAGGACCAAUGAGACUCUCUUCAAGGACUCCCUUUGAUGCUGCAUUCUAAGCCAUAUACCGAAGGAAUAAAAAGCCAUACUGCUUUGCAUGUUGUUAUGCCAUUUCAAUGUGUACGUCUUUUUUUACUUACUGUAUGUGAUGCAGAGACAAAAAAAUCUUCCACAGCCAAAUGGUGCUUCAGAGAGAAGAAAUGAA